CACUUAAAACUGAAUAAUUAUAGACGUUAUGUUUGUGUUAGAACACAAUUCGUUUACCCUUCAAUUGUAAUUCGAUAAGAACAAAAAAGGACCUCGUGGUGACAUAACCGCCGAGAAAUCGAAAUUUCCACGGUUUCAUAAAGCUUUAUUCCGUAGCUGUUUAUAACGCCCACGCUUUUACAACGAUGUCGUAGUUUCCCUGCGACAUCAUCAAGAAAGGUGCACUAUGAAAUUACAAAUUUUGUGUAUAUGCCUGUUGGCAUUAUUUGUUAACAACGUUUGGUGCCACGACGAAGUUCACGCUAAGAAUGGCAACCACUCCAUCUCUACAACCAGAGAAUCGAAUACAAGAAAACGGGGUAUCGGCCAUUACAACCCAAUGGGAUGGGGUGGUCACGGAGUGGGUUCGUAUGGAGUGCCCACCACUCCGGUGCAAGGAUACGGAGUGUCCAACAUCCCGGUACAAGGAUACGGAGUGUCCAACAUUCCGGUACAAGGAUACGGAUAUUCUGCAGUGCCGGUGCAGGGAUACGCGGUGGUGCAGCAAACUGAACGACCCGUACCGUAUCCAGUUCCGUAUCCGGUGACUUACGACCGACCGGUGCCGUACGAUCGACCGGUGCCGUACCCGGUGUCGUACGACCGGCCAGUACCGUACCCGGUACACGUGGACCGACCGCAACCGUAUCCAGUGCACGUUGACAGACCGGUGCCAUAUCCGGUACAGGUGGAGAAGCCGUUGCCGUACCCGGUGCACGUGGAUCGCCCGGUGCCGUAUCCGGUCCAAGUGGAGAAGCCGUUGCCGUAUCCGGUCGACCGGCCGGUCCCAUACCCGGUGCAGGUGGACAGACCGCAGCCGUACCCGGUGCACGUGGACCGACCGGUGCCGUACGCAGUGCACGUGCCCUACAAAGUGCCCGUACCGGUGGACCGACCAUAUCCGGUCAAAGUGUCCGUGCCCACGCCGUAUCCGGUCGACAGGCCGGUUCCGUAUCCCGUACAGGUGCCCGUCAAAGUUCCGGUGGUGCAGCAAGUACCGAUAGAGGUGUCUCGUCCUUAUCCCGUGGUGGUGCAGCAGCCCGCGCAGGUGGUGGUGCAACAGCAACCCGUGCUGUGGCAGAAGGUGUCGUCAUAUCCGGUGUACACGACAGACCGGCCAGCGGUACAGUGGCAGCAGAAGCAGUCUCCUUACUACACAAACGUGGACAACGGUAAAAACUACAUAGGCAUGCCCGUGUACAACGGAGGUAACCAGAACGGUUACGAACGUGCUCCAUACCCGUCCGGUUAUAGCAUCGGUGUGAACCACGCACUGAUCGGACUUGGCGUGGGCGGCCGGGGCCAGGGCGCGACGGGCACCGCAGGCCCGACCGGAGUCAUCGGCGGAGCGGCUGGUAGCCUGUUGGGGGCGGCGUUCAACGUAAUGCAAGGGUUGAUGUCACCGGGUGGUAGCGUCACUGGAUACGCGGCCGGACACAAUGACUAUCUGGGGCCCAAGACCACGGGAUUCACGACUGUCAUCAACAAAUAUAUAUACCAGCAGAAGAACCCGCAAUAUACAACCGAAGUCACAGAUCGGUCGUACGUACAUAUAAUAUAUUACAUACGAGGUGAAAAAGACGCGAACAUGCAGCAGUCCUGGAUCUCGACGUUGUUUUUGGUGAGUGUCAGCGCGUCCUUAGUCUGCGCCGACGCCGCGAAGGCCGCCGCCGCUGAAAAGCCGACGGAAAAGAAACAGGGCAAACGGGGCCUGUGGGGCCUGGGCUACGGGUACGGCGGACACAGCGAGUGGGACGGCCUGUCCAACUACGGCCUGUUGGGCGCGGACCACAGCUACGGACACAUCAGCACCGUGCACGUCACCAAAGAGGUGCCGGUCAUCGUCGACCGACCGAUCGUCGUGCCGGUCGAGAAACACGUGCCGUACCCGGUGGCCGUCGAGAAACCCGUACCGUAUCCCGUGCACGUCGAGAAACACGUCCCGGUGCCCGUAGACCGUCCCGUGCCAUAUCCGGUCAAGGUGCCGGUCAAGAUCCCGGUCGCCCAUCCCGUGCCCUAUCCGGUGUACGUGCAACAGCACCUGCCCGUCUACGUCAAGGAACACCACGGCCACGGUUACGGUACCUACGAUUUCGGUCACGACCACGGUUACGGUUUCAGCAGCAGUUACGCGAUCCACCACUGA
Aphis gossypii (cotton aphid) is the source of this 2185-nucleotide messenger RNA. RefSeq lists its product as uncharacterized. The transcript has 4 exons. NCBI's taxonomy places the organism in Eukaryota, Metazoa, Arthropoda, Insecta, Hemiptera, Aphididae. The record is from RefSeq and is a predicted model, not a curated record. The coding region runs from base 227 to 2185 and encodes 652 amino acids.